Trichoderma breve is the source of this 1452-nucleotide messenger RNA. Its product is annotated as fungal specific transcription factor domain-containing protein. The record is from RefSeq and is a predicted model, not a curated record. Gene Ontology annotation, biological process: DNA-templated transcription. Bases 1 to 1452 code for a protein of 483 amino acids. Gene Ontology annotation, cellular component: nucleus. Gene Ontology annotation, molecular function: DNA binding; zinc ion binding. Lineage: Eukaryota; Fungi; Ascomycota; Sordariomycetes; Hypocreales; Hypocreaceae. The transcript is spliced from 6 exons.
AUGCGCUGCAGCUACCCAAGACCCCCAGCAAAGCGCUCGUAUACUCCUGAAAUUGUCUGGGAUGAAGAGCCAUUGCGAGACGACUCACCUUUCUCCGAUUACCAUCAACCUCCACCGGUUGAGCAAACUCCAUAUCUGGACUCUGCGAUAUUUCGUGACAUCCAGCUGGAAAUCCCUCGCCUAGAACUUCCAGUGCCAAGUGAUGUUGCGGCUUACGUCGGAGAUCCUCAACAAAUCCGCGACAUAGCUGCCGUGCUGUUUUCUCAGAACGCCUCAUGGCUGCCAAUAGUUUGCCGGAAGCGCUUUUUCAGCUCUUUACUUAACCCACUGUCUCCCCGACAAGCAGAUGGUGUCUUGUUAGCUCUGUGUGUCAAGCUCUACUGUACUACGACGGUUCAUCGUGGAGACAGCCCAAAGACAGCUCUCUACAGAACGGCAAAAAGAUACCACCAUGAGAUCGAGGCAGCGGGCAUCAUGUCCCUACAGGUUCUCCAAGCAACAAUCUUCAUUGCACUGUAUGAGAUGGGCCAGGCAAUUUAUCCCGCUGCCUAUUGGACCGUCGGCACCUGUGCCAGAUAUGGCAUUGCCCUUGGUCUGGAUCAGCUAAUGACCAACAACAACGGAUUUGAUGGACCCUGGAUGGAAGUUGAAGAAAAGAGGAGAAGCUGGUGGGGAGUAUUGGCUCUAGAUCGCUUUUUGAACUUCGGAGACCCUUCCAGACAUCUGGCCACAAAUGAUCCCGAGAUCAAUUACUAUCUUCCGAUUGAUGACCAAGCUUUCAUAGAAGGAAACACAGCGCACAAAGAUGCUAUUCCGAUAUCAGCCGCAUUCCAUCUCAAGACGGGUAGCUUUGCUCGGCUUGCUCAAGCCACCUACUUGACAAGCGAAGCCCUCCGACUGGCAGCAUCUGCCGCUUCAUCCAAAGCAAACAGUUCGACGUGCUUGAAGGAGGAUACAGCACAAUUGCGGCGUACUCUCGAAGCACAGGUCAAUGCCGCGGAGCAGGAACAUACGGCUCGAAGAUUGUCAUUCUGUUGCCAGACAAUGUUUUCUUACUGCGGAAUCUUUUUACUUCAAGAUCAGCACUGGCAACAACUUCGUAUCGGUUCUGCUAUAGUUGCAGAAAGCUACACGUUUCCUGAGACCAAGCGGGCUCUUGAAGUCUUGGGACGUUCAGCAUUAGUUCUCCGAAAGGACUUUGAGAGUGGCGGGCCUCUAGAAGAGGGCUUGCCCAUUUUCUUCAUGCAGACCGUAUAUCUAGCGGCCAUGAUGGCUAUGGAAAUUGGCCAGGGUAAUCCGGACAACGAAACUCAGGAGAAAAUUGACUCCUUUAGAUGGCUUUUAGAGUAUCUUCGAUCGCGCUGGAAAGUGGCCGAGAUAUACAUGGAGAUUUUAGACGCAAAGAAAGCAUUCCAUGACUUCAAUAGGAUACCUGUAAGCAGGACUAUUUGA